AUGGACGCGACGAUAAAACAAGCUAUUUCGGCCAUUAUGCCACCGGUAUUCGAUGGCAACCAUCAGCGGUUCGUCCGCCAACUACGAACAUACAAAACUGCGAUGGACGUACCCGAAUCCAAAAGAAAAACAAUAAUAUUAACAUGUUUGCCACCACAGAUUUAUUCCGCACUAGAAGAUCUAUGCUUGCCUGCAUACCCUGAAGAUGACUCAGUUACCUACGAAAACAUCGAGGAAAACAUCAUGAAGCUCUUUAAACCGAAGUCAUCGUUAAUACUACGCUUUGAAUUUGCAACUAUAAAAAAAGCAAGUAACGAAAAUGUGACGGAAUUUUCACGACGGAUUACAAGAGCUGCUGAAGGAUGCAAAUUCACGGAUAGAGAUGAUCGAAUGCGCGACCAAUUCAUCACGAGUUUUAACGAUGGCGUUACAACCAAACGGUUACUACUGGAAUCUGAAGAACUAACUUUUGAAAAGGCUGUGGAAAUAGCUGUUACCCAUGAACGAGUAACCCAGGAAGCUCGACAAUUAGAUGGUUCCGAGAACGUAAUGAUUGGCGCAACAUCGUUACUUUCACGGACGUCUGGUGCGUCCGACAUAAACAAAGUUAAAUGUUUCAAUUGUGGAAAACUUGGACAUUUUGCAAGGGAUUGCGAAGAAAAAUGCAAGACUUGUUCACACGAUCAUCAAGCUAAAAACUGCUUUAAACGAUUGCAAGGUUUAAAAGGAAAAGGGAGAAUCUGGAAAUAA
Hydra vulgaris (swiftwater hydra) is the source of this 750-nucleotide messenger RNA. RefSeq lists its product as uncharacterized. NCBI's taxonomy places the organism in Eukaryota, Metazoa, Cnidaria, Hydrozoa, Anthoathecata, Hydridae. The record is from RefSeq and is a predicted model, not a curated record. Gene Ontology annotation, molecular function: nucleic acid binding; zinc ion binding.